AGUUUGUUUCCCGCUCACUCUUUCUCAUCAUGGCUUUCUCAAAAUUUACACUUGUUUUGUGCUUCUCUUGCUUCCUUAUUGCUUCCGCCAUCGAAGUUUCCUAUGAUGAAAGAGCCAUCACCAUUGAUGGAAAACGUCGGGUUCUAAUCUCAGGCUCCAUUCACUAUGCUAGAAGUACUGCCGAGAUGUGGCCGAGCCUUAUAAAGAAGGCGAAAGAAGGCGGAGUGGAUGCUAUAGAGACGUAUGUGUUCUGGAAUGCUCAUGAACCUCAACGUCGCCAAUAUGAUUUUUCAGGCAACCUGGACUUCAUAAAGUUCCUCAAAACCAUUCAAAACGAAGGACUAUACACUGUUCUUCGUAUUGGACCUUAUGUCUGUGCUGAAUGGAACUAUGGAGGAUUCCCUCUUUGGCUUCAUAACAUGCCAGGAAUUGAGCUCCGAACUAACAAUGAUGUUUUCAUGAACGAGAUGCAAAAUUUCACCACUUUGAUUGUGGACAUGGUGAAAAAUGAGAAGCUGUUUGCCUCACAAGGGGGCAACAUUAUUCUGGCACAAAUUGAGAACGAGUACGGAAAUGUGAUUAGCAGCUAUGGCGCCCCGGGCAAAGCUUACAUACAAUGGUGUGCCAACAUGGCAGAAUCCCAAAACAUAGGUGUGCCGUGGAUCAUGUGCCAAGAAUCUGAUGCCCCAGAACCCAUAAUCAAUACCUGCAAUGGCUGGUACUGUGACAACUUCACACCCAAGCCUAAUAAACCCAAGAUGUGGACCGAGAACUGGACUGGCUGGUUCAAGAGCUGGGGUGGUCCGGACCCGCUCAGGACUGCUGAAGACUUGGCCUUCUCUGUUGCACGUUUUUUCCAAACCGGUGGCACCUUCCAAAAUUACUAUAUGUAUCAUGGUGGAACUAACUUUGGAAGAACAGCCGGGGGACCAUACAUCACCACUACUUAUGAUUACAAUGCGCCUCUUGAUGAAUAUGGCAAUUUGAAUCAACCAAAAUAUGGUCAUUUGAAACAACUCCAUGAUGUUCUCCAUUUAAUGGAGAAGACUCUUACUCAUGGGAACAUAACAAACAUGGACUAUGGCAACUCUAUUUACGGUACCACUUAUACAACAGAAACGGAAUCAAGCUGCUUCUUGGCCAAUUUAAAUACUAGUGGGGAUGCCACCGUUAGGUUAGAGGGGCUUGAAUACACUAUUCCAGCAUGGUCUGUUAGCAUCCUUCCUGACUGCUACACUGAAGUCUAUAACACUGCAAAGGUGAAUACUCAAACCACAAUUAUGGUGAAUAAAGCAGAUGGUGAUGAAACUUAUGCGCUUGAAUGGACAUGGAGGCCUGAAAUCAUUGACAACACUAUUCUGAAAGGAGAUGGCAAUAUUCAUGCUAAUGGCCUUAUUGAUCAGAAAAAGGCUAAUGAUGUUAGUGACUAUCUUUGGUACAUGACCAACUUGCAUCUUGAUGAGAAGGACCCAAUUUUGGCUGGUGAGAAUCUCACACUUCGAGUCAAUGCCACAGGUCAUGUUCUUCAUGGAUAUGUCAAUGGGGAAUAUCUUGGCUCACAAUGGGCAAAAUAUGGUGUUUCACAUGAUGCUCUCGAGACCCCUGUUAAAUUGUCUCCAGGACAUAAUUUAAUUUCAUUACUCAGUGCAACAGUUGGUUUCGCGAACUAUGGACCUUGGUUUGAUCUUGUUGAAGCUGGAAUCCUCGGUCCGGUGGAGUUGAUCUCAUACUCAGGUGACGAGGUAAUAAUUAAGGACUUAUCUGCUCACAACUGGAUAUACAAGGCCGGACUUCAUGGAUUUGAAAAGAUGUACUUCCACUCAGACUCUCAAGGUUCAGUUUCCAAAUGGGCAUCGGAUUCUGUGCCGGUGAACAGAAUGAUGACCUGGUACAAGACUACCUUCAAAGCUCCAGCCGGCACAGACCCUGUUGUGGUUGAUUUACUUGGCCUGGGAAAAGGUGAAGCUUGGGUCAACGGUAACAGCAUCGGUCGAUAUUGGCCCAGCUACAUCGCCGACCAAAGUGCCUGUAGCAAAGAAGUUUGUGAUUACCGUGGCGCGUAUAGUGACAAAAAAUGCACCUCCAAAUGCGGGGAGCCUACACAAAGAUGGUACCAUGUUCCGCGUUCAUUCCUUAACGAUGGCGACAAUACACUGGUUUUGUUUGAGGAGUUCGGGGGAAAUCCUUUGGCGGUGAACUUCAAGACAGUGAGCGUAGGAACUGCUUGUGGAAAUGCGUAUGAGGGCAACACCCUGGAAUUGUCCUGCCAAGGCCGCCCUAUUUCUGCAGUUAAAUUCGCCAACUUUGGAGAACCAGCAGGGAGUUGCGGCGCCUUCCAAAAGGGCACCUGCGAAAGCAAAACCGAUGCUCUCUCCAUCCUUCAAAAUGAAUGUGUUGGAAAGGAGACUUGUUCAAUCGAUGUUUCUGAAGAAAAAUUUGGAGGCAGCGACUGUGGAAACAGCAUCAAGAGGCUGGCGGUUGAGGUCAUCUGUAGAGUACCCAAAUUAUCUCAUUUGAUUGCCUUAGGAAUGCCAUUCUGGACAUGUGUUAUUCCUGAUGAUGCUGUAUCUUUCAUUGGGAAGAAAUUGGAAUAUCUUGUCUCAAGGUACUUCUAGUUGUUGCUGUAUCUUCAAUUUACGAACUACUUGUUGGUUUUGUGAUUAAUUUAAUGUUUCUAGUUAUUCCAAACUGUGGAAUUUGAUACUGCUAGACUCUUGAGGGUGUAACUAGUAUGAUUUCCUUGAUUCUUACUGAUUAUGUGCUUGUGUUUUAUUUUAUUCUCAAUAGGCCAACUGCAGUAAAUCUUGCAGAUGCUU
This is a messenger RNA of Rubroshorea leprosula, 2816 nucleotides long. The record is from the annotation of a GenBank genome assembly. NCBI's taxonomy places the organism in Eukaryota, Viridiplantae, Streptophyta, Magnoliopsida, Malvales, Dipterocarpaceae.